Marchantia polymorpha subsp. ruderalis is the source of this 2196-nucleotide messenger RNA. The record is from the annotation of a GenBank genome assembly. NCBI's taxonomy places the organism in Eukaryota, Viridiplantae, Streptophyta, Marchantiopsida, Marchantiales, Marchantiaceae.
AUCCGACGCCACCGUCUUGCUUAAAUAGUCGGAAAACUCCUUUGUUUUUCAAUCAGAGCAUCGAGCAGCACAAACUCAUAACUAGAGGUUGUAUAUAAAACUCCUGCUUGUGCAACUGUCUUGUGUAUUCAACUCUUCGGAAGUAUAUCUUUCCAGCAAAAAUGGCAGCCUCGACUGUUGCUGUGGCAUCUGCAGGACUCGCCGUUUCGGCCCCUGUUCAGAAUUCGUCGACACUUUCUUCGAGAUCUACCUUCGGAUCCUCCCUCGUCCAGUUUGCCCCAGUCAGGCGAUCACUGGGCAACGCUAACAGAGUCGUGGUGGUGAGGGCUCACUUGUCAGAGGAACAACCAACGAGCGGGAAGAAGGUUCUAGCCAGCUUCCUGGCAGCCAGUGCUGCAUUGACAAUCGCCGGACAGGCUCUGGCUGCUAACCCCAUCGAUGUCGCCAAAAACACGGCCGAUCAAGUGGUCUCGAGCGCACAGAGUGCAACUUCCAACCUUCCGAAGCUCCCCAAGAUUGAGCUUCCCAAUGGUUCAGUUUUCCAAGAUGCAGAGAAAGCAGCUGAAGGUGCAGUGAAAGACGUCCAAGGCCGUAUGGACGGGAUCUUCGGCCAAAACAAGCCUUACACGGGACGCGUGGCCAGCACCAACGGUGGAACUGGCAGCGCCAUCGGAGACGCCAAGAAGAGGAUCGCCAACUUCGGAAAGAAUCCUUUUGCCGAGAACCUGGAGAAGACGACUGAGGAGUUCAACGCCUCCAUCGGAACCGCUACUGGAGAGAACUCUGGCAGUGCUCGUGCUGCAAGGGAGUUCUUGGGCCAGGACUCGACGAGAGUCGAUGCCGCAACCCGGAAGAUCAACGAUCUCGGAGAUGACUUCAAGUCGAAAGCCAAAGAUGCCCUCGGUGAGGCCAAGAGCUUCGUUGGAUCUGCACAAAACGCAGUUCCCGACCUUCCCAGCAUUCCCACUCCAGCACUUCCCAGCGUCCCCAACCCAUUGGAAGGACUCGGCCAAAAUGUGCAGGACUUGAAGGGAAAGACAGAGAGUGUGAAAGACGACCUUGCCUCCAAGGCCGCGUCUGCUGUGAAGGGAAAUAUUGCCUCGCAGGCUUCGAGCGCAGUCAACGGAAAAGCUAAUGAUGCUGUAGAGGGAGUCAAAAGCUUCUUUGGAUCAGCCAAGAAUGAUGUGGCUAGCAAAGUGUCCUCGAGUGUGGAUGACGUGAAAGGAGAUGUAGCAUCCAAAGCGUCAGACAUCACCAACAGCUCUCCCAGCGAUGUCGCAGAUGGCGCGAAGAACCUCGUCGGAUCUGCACAGGAGGCGACCUCCAACUUCCCCAGCCUUCCCAACCCCUUCGAAGGCAUCAGCAAGAGCCUGCAGGGGAAGGCAGAUGAUGUGAAAGACACUGUCGCCUCUAAGGCAGAUGACGUUGUGGGUGAUGUGUCCUCGAAGGCAUCCAGCUUGAGCAACAACAUUCCCGGAGAUGCAGCAGACGGUGCGAAGAAUCUAGUUGGAUCUGCUAAAAGUGCCGCUUCCAACUUUCCUAGUCUUCCUAACCCAUUCGAUGGCAACGCACAGAAGAAUGUCGAGGAUGUAAAGGGGAAGGCCAUUGAUGUAAAGAACGAUGUGGCCUCCAAGGCGGACGAAGUUAAGGGAGAUGUUUCUUCCAAAGCCUCGAACACCAUGAACAAGAAUGCUGGUGAAGUUCUCGAUGAUGCCAAAACAUUCGUUGGAUCAGCAGCUAAGGACUCCGCCUCGAACUUUCCUAAUCUUCCCAACCCAUUCGACGCUUUCAAGUCGAAUGUAAAGAAUUUGCAAGACAAAGCAUCUGAUGUGAUGGAGAAUGGAGCUUCCACGGCCGAAGACGUGAAGGGAAAUGUCGCAGCAACAGCUUCAAAAGUACUGCAGUAAUUCUAGAGAUGAAAACUAGCCACUCGAACUUGUACUAUAAAUUGGAGAGUAGCCAUCAAUUUUACGAGGAAGAACGGCAGAGUGAGAGGAUAGAGCCAGAAGCUGCCUCUCUUCAGUGUAUUGUAGUUAAGCGGCCGUUUUAUCCGUCAAAUGCCAGAAGCAUAUUUUUGGCAGAGCUGUACAAUGAUUGAAACUCAGAAGUGAGUUGUAGAGAACUGAUGUUUUACCAUCUUGUACAUUCAUAAUGAAAAUGAUGAGAAGACUGCAUCAGUCUCCUUAUCUGCCUGCG